AUUAAUAACUUCUCUCCUCUGUUUUUGUACACUAAUCUUUCUCUUCUUUCUCUUCUUUCUCAUCAGAUUGCGUGUUGUUCUCCUCUUCUUUACGUAGAUUUCCCUGCUCCUGAAUUCGUUCUUGUCCAGUGGGUUGAGGAGGCGGCGGCGGAGGGAGAUAUGGAGGUCAAUAUUCCCAUAUCGCUGCUUGCGGCGGUGGUGGGAGGACUCCUCUUCGUGCGCCUUCUUCUCUCCAUCAAGUCGCUGAUCUUCUGGUCGCGCCGGUGGUUGCGCUGGGUGGAGGACCACACCCAGGCCUAUCAGAGCUUCGAAAUCCCGCAGCGCACCGAAAUCGGGGAAGAGGGCAACCCGCUCUACUGCCGGGCCGCUGCCUACCUCGCCGCCCUCCCCUCUCUCGAAGACUCCGACUCCGCCAUGCUCUUCUCCUCCGGCCGCAAGCCCAACGACUUCUUCCUGAUGCUCGGGUCCGGCCACUCCGCUGUUGACUCUUUCCUCGGCGCCCGCGUGUUCUGGACGAACGUCUCCGGUGACGGCGCUUCGCGCCUCGUCCUGCGGCUCCGCCGCCAGGACCGCACCCGCGUACUGCGCCCAUACCUCCAGCACGUCGAGUCCGUCGCCGACGACCUUGAACUGCGCCGGAGGGGUGUUCGCCUGUAUACCUUGUUCGGCGAAGGCCCGCGGUGGCGAUCCACGGCCUUCACCCACCCGGCGACCAUCGAGACGGUGGCCAUGGACGCGGACCUCAAGUCGCGUGUCCGCGCUGACUUGGAGUCCUUCCUCAAGGGUCGUGCUUACUACCACCGCCUCGGCCGGGUUUGGCGCCGAAGCUACCUCCUUUACGGUCCCCCCGGCACCGGCAAGUCCACCUUCGUCGCCGCCAUGGCCAAGCUCCUCUGCUACGACAUCUACGACGUCGACCUUUCCCGCGUCUCCGCCGAUGGCGCCGACCUGAAGGCGCUACUCCUGAGCACGACCCCCCGAUCGGUGAUCCUGGUGGAGGACCUCGACCUCCACCUCAAGGGGAACGGCGUGGGCGAGGAGGGCGAGUCGCGGCUCACCUGGAUUCUAAACUUCAUGGACGGCGUCUUCUCCUGCUGCGGCGAGGAGCGAGUGAUGGUGUUCACCAUGAACUCUGAGGCGGGAGGGAUGGAAGGGGUGGAACCGGCGGUGCUGCGGCCGGGGCGCCUCGACGUCCACAUCCACUUCCCUCUCUGCAACUUCACGGCCUUCAAGAUGUUGGCGAGCAGCUACCUCGGCCUCAAGGACCACAAGUUGUACCCGCAAGUGGAGGAGGUGUUCCAGAGCGGCGCCAGGAUCAGCCCCGCCGAGGUCGGCGAGAUAAUGAUCACCAAUCGCGCCUCGCCCAGUCGAGCAAUUAAAUCGGUCAUCAACGCGCUCCAACAUCACGCACCCUCUACCGCCGCCGUGCGUUUCGGCACUGCCUACAGCCUGAGGUUGAGCGACGACGGCACGUGGAGGCGGGCGGACGACUCAGGCAGCGACUCCGCCAACGGAGGCGCCAUGGGGCUCGGGAAGGAGUUCAAGAAGCUCUACGGGCUGAUCAAGAUGAGGAACGGCAGCAAGAAGGAAGGCGCCGUCACCGGCACCACGCCAAACCAAGUAGACAAGGAGCAUUCCUCGUUGAAGAACUAAAAACUUCCAAAUUUUUUUCUUUUUCAUGCAAAAUUCAAUCUUUUUUUUCCCUCUUUUUCUUUUGCUUUUUGAUUUGUAUGGAUGAAUACAAAAUUGGUAUUGGGGACUUGUAAGCGAAGCAACCAUUGAAUACUUGUGAAAACAUACUGUAAAUUCACUUGAAAAGUUUAUGCUUGGAAGACAAAACAAAUUGCA
Molecule: messenger RNA, 1848 nt
Organism: Zingiber officinale
Lineage: Eukaryota; Viridiplantae; Streptophyta; Magnoliopsida; Zingiberales; Zingiberaceae
Product: AAA-ATPase At2g46620-like
Exons: 1
Coding region: 160-1653 (497 amino acids)
Molecular function (GO): ATP binding; ATP hydrolysis activity
Source: RefSeq, a predicted model, not a curated record